AUGGGAGAGUUUGCCGCCGUCUUGAACGGGGUGGAGUUCCGGACCAGGCAUAACGAUUACAAGUUCGUCAUGCCAUGCCGGAGAAGCAAAGAUUUUCACUGCACAGAGGAUAUCCCUUUCCCUGAUGUGCCACCAGAGGUAAAGAAUAAAGCCACGGUGCAGGAACAGAUAGCGGAGAUGAAGGAGUGGUUCAAAGCCUGGAAAAAUCAAGACAAAUCUCACAGAGAUUACACUAAAUACUUCAAAGCCAACCUUUGUUACUUAGAAGGAGCCUGGAUGAAAAGCUCAGCACCUUUAGAAGAAUCCUUCGACAGUGACCGCCACUUUUUGGACGCCACGGACUGGUUUGACCUGCACGAGAAGGCUCGCUUCAGCGCGUACUCUGGUCGCAAGGACAACCUUGAGAACUUUGCCUAUCUUCCCGUCACCAUUUCCGGUCUCAUCAACGGCACGAUUCCCGAGCUUGCGCAGUGGAAUUACCGGAUAUUAUGUCAUCCUCUGAAGAAGGACAUACCGUUCAGCCACUUCCGGACCGUGGACGACCUUCAUUCCAGAAUGGCCUACAAAUCCAGCAUGGCGCUACAAACCGGAUCACAAAGAGCGAGGUUCCAACUAAACCCUGACAACCGCGGGUACUGGAGUGAAGAGAAGGCGUAUCAGCGUAGUUUUCUGGACGAGCUGAUGGAGCAGAUCCCAGGCAAGGACAAUUAUCCAGCUAAUAUAACAGACGACAUGUUUGGUUACACGGCCUUCGCCUUGGACCCAGACGAAGACGGCAACGACCGCGUGCUGAAUGCCGGUUACUACCAUCGUUGGUUUAAAGUCGCUAAAAGGGUGUGUUAA
This is a messenger RNA of Lingula anatina, 843 nucleotides long. RefSeq lists its product as uncharacterized. NCBI's taxonomy places the organism in Eukaryota, Metazoa, Brachiopoda, Lingulata, Lingulida, Lingulidae. The record is from RefSeq and is a predicted model, not a curated record.